Messenger RNA from Sceloporus undulatus (fence lizard), 1326 nucleotides. It is a transcript of the gene UPRT, whose product is annotated as uracil phosphoribosyltransferase homolog. The transcript is spliced from 7 exons. Bases 96 to 977 code for a protein of 293 amino acids. The record is from RefSeq and is a predicted model, not a curated record. Lineage: Eukaryota; Metazoa; Chordata; Lepidosauria; Squamata; Phrynosomatidae.
GGCGGGGCGGCGGCUGAGGCGAAGAAAAGAAGGCGAAGAAGCAAGCUCCGCUGAGGGAGAAGGCGCGUGUUUGCCGCCGUCGGCGCGCGCGGCGGAUGGAGGCGAUGCCUUGCCAGGAGCGGCGGGUGGGAGCCUCUCUCUCGCGGCCGAGCCAGGGCUCCCCGGAGGGAGAGGGCCGGGAGCCCCUCGCUGCCGCCGCCGCUUCCCGCCAGCUCCGCUUCGCCGAGCCAGGCCCCGCCGACAGCAGCCCCAGCCCCGACAGCAGCAGCGGGAGCAGCUGCUGCGAGAACGGAGGCUGCCGCCCUUCGUCGUCGUCGUCGUCGCCGCCCUGCGCCAACGGAGAGGCCCCCAGCCAAGCCGGAGCCUCCUCGCAGCUCAAGCUGCUGCCCAUGAACGACCAGAUCCGCGAGCUCCAGACCAUCAUCCGCGACAAAACAGCUAGCAGAGGAGACUUCGUAUUUUCUGCCGAUCGCUUGAUCAGGCUUGUGGUUGAAGAGGGAUUAAAUCAGCUGCCAUAUACAGAAUGCACAGUAACCACUCCAACAGGGUACAAGUAUGAAGGUGUGAAAUUUGAAAAGGGAAACUGUGGAGUCAGCAUCAUGAGAAGUGGAGAGGCAAUGGAACAGGGUUUGCGUGACUGCUGCAGGUCUAUCCGAAUAGGGAAGAUCCUGAUACAGAGCGAUGAAGAGACUCAGAGAGCCAAAGUGUACUAUGCAAAGUUUCCACCAGAUAUCUACAGGAGAAAAGUACUUCUCAUGUACCCAAUACUAAGCACUGGCAAUACUGUGAUUGAGGCUGUGAAGGUUCUUAUAGAACAUGGAGUUCAGCCAAACGUCAUAAUCCUGUUGAGUCUGUUCUCUACACCCCAUGGUGCCAAAUCAAUAAUCCAGGAAUUCCCAGACAUCACAAUCCUAACAACAGAGGUUCAUCCUGUUGCACCCACACAUUUUGGACAGAAGUAUUUUGGGACGGACUGAAGUACUGAACCAGUUUGUGUUUUGUUACUGUACGAUAUGACUAUACAUUUUUCUACGUUUUAUAAUUUGAAGUGGAGGUAUCGAUGGGUGUAUUUAACUUUGUUUUUUUCUUUUGCCAAAGGUGAAAAUAGUUGACCUGGGCUGAUUUUUUUUAUUUAAAAGAUGAGAUAUUGGUCCUAUGUCCAGUUUUUAUUUUAAUAAGGAGCUGAGGCAAUGAAGCACAUCAGGCUGUAAGAGACUUCUAAUUAUGCGAAUCGAAAUUUCUGCACUCAUAGUCCCUUUUAUUUAUUCUUUCGUAGGCAGUUUAAGCGGCUGCUUGCAACUGUAAAAUAAAAUAACUGUGAAGGCA